Sphenostylis stenocarpa is the source of this 1794-nucleotide messenger RNA. The record is from the annotation of a GenBank genome assembly. NCBI's taxonomy places the organism in Eukaryota, Viridiplantae, Streptophyta, Magnoliopsida, Fabales, Fabaceae.
AUGAAGCAUAAAAAGCCAUCUUCACCAACCACUGCAAGAACUGCGUUGAAGAAGCAAGGUGACAACAACAAGUCCCUGCAGAGUCCAACGCAGCCGCGACUCAGAGCUUCUCCCAAGGCUCCAAAGUCGCCACCAGAGUCAUCAUCAACCAGAGCUAAGUCAGUGCCCCCAGACUUGAAGGACGUUUCAAGGGCCAAAAGGGGUGCUGUUGUGGGGUCUCAAAAGGGUAGGGAAGCUGAGGAAGCUAAGGUUGUUGUUGUUGCUCGGCCACGGCGAAGGCUUGGGGAUUUUGGUUUGAGGAAGAGUGAAGAUGAUGAUCCUUAUAGGAUGAAGAAGAACAAGGAGUUGCAGGAGAAGCUUGACGUGAGUGAGAAUUUGAUCAAGAGUUUGCAAUCUGAGGUGCUUUCGUUGAAGGAGGAAUUGGAUAAAGUUAAGAGCUUGAAUGUGGAGCUUGAGUCUCAGAACACAAAGCUAACUCAGAGCCUUGCUGCCGCUGAAGCUAAGGAAGCAACUGUUGGCACUGGCCACAGUGAAAAGAAGGAGUCAAUUGGAGAACACCAGAGUCCCAAGUUUAAAGACAUACAGAAACUCAUUGCUGACAAAUUGGAACUGUCUAGAGUAAAAAAGGAAGGUACUCCUGAAGUAAUUUUUGCUAAAGCAUCAAUUCGUUCACCAACCCCGAGUUUUGCCCUCCAUGACACUACAAGUAUAGGAAGAAAAGCUCCACCCAAUACAUACCUACAGCCACCUCCACCUCCACCACCACCACCACCAAUUACAAGUGUAGGAAGAAAUUCUCUGACCAACGCAUGCCUGCAGCCCCCUCCGCCGCCGCCGAUUCCAUCUUGGCCUUCAGCAAGAUUAGGUAACACCCAAAAGGCCCCUGCAGUUGUUGAACUAUUUCACUCCUUGAAGAAUAAAGAUGGGAAGAUAGACUCAAAAGGAUCCGUGAAUCAUCAGAGACCAGUAGUUAUUAGUGCACACAGUAGCAUUGUGGGAGAAAUUCAAAACCGUUCAGCUCACCUCUUAGCAGUAAGCUUUGCAUUGAAUGUGAUUUUAACUUUGAGAUGCGUACUACUAUUUAAUGAAAGAGUAAUAGCUGACCAUCCUUUCCAGAUAAGGACUGACAUUGAAACAAAAGGAGAGUUCAUUAAUGACCUCAUCAAGAAAGUAGUAGCUGCAGCUUUCACGGAUAUUGAAGAGGUCCUAAAGUUUGUUAAUUGGCUUGAUGCAAAACUAUCAUCAUUGGCUGAUGAGCGUGCUGUCUUGAAGCAUUUUAAGUGGCCUGAGAAGAAAGCUGAUGCAAUGAGAGAGGCUGCAGUUGAGUAUCAUGAGCUUAAAAUGUUAGAACAGGAAAUUUCCUGCUACAAGGAUGACCCUGACAUUGCAUGUGGAGCUGCCUUAAAAAAAAUGGCCAGCCUAUUAGACAAGUCUGAGAGGAACAUACAGAGGUUAAUCAAGCUACGAAGUUCAGUCAUACAUUCAUAUCAAGGGUUCAACAUUCCAACUGAAUGGAUGCUUGAUUCUGGAAUAAUGAGCAAGAUAAAGCAGGCUUCCAUGACUCUGGUCAAGACAUACAUGAAACGAGUGUCAAUGGAGCUUGAAUCCAGUCGCAAUUCGGACAGAGAAUCUAAUCAAGAUUCUCUUUUACUUCAGGGUGUGCAUUUUGCAUAUAGGGCUCAUCAGUUUGCUGGAGGAUUGGACUCAGAAACAAUGUGUGCUUUUGAAGAGAUAAGACAACGUGUACCACGACACCUAGCAGGGUCUCGAGAACUUCUGGCUGGCAUACCAUAA